Alnus glutinosa is the source of this 1358-nucleotide messenger RNA. Its product is annotated as ubiquitin-conjugating enzyme E2 22. The coding region runs from base 297 to 1058 and encodes 253 amino acids. Lineage: Eukaryota; Viridiplantae; Streptophyta; Magnoliopsida; Fagales; Betulaceae. The transcript has 7 exons. The record is from RefSeq and is a predicted model, not a curated record.
AUCUCCUCCUCAAAAUCAACCCGAUCAAUCAUUCCAAGGAAGGGAUCGCUUUCUCACUCUCUCUCUCUCUCUCUCUCUCUCUCUCUCUCUCUCUAUUUGUGUGCUGUGAUUUGGCUCCGAGAGAGAAGAAUCACAUUAGGUGAAAUCUCUCGUCUGGCGUUUUGGACUUUGGCGUUGAUUGAUUAUUUUCAUCAAUUUGAACAGAAACUUCAAAGUCUGGCACAUAUUCUACUGAGGCAUUGAUUUCUUCCUAGUAACAAAAGUUUGCAUAAGGGUUCCCUUUUCUCUUUCUGACCAUGGCGACUAAUGAAAAUCUUCCACCAAAUGUUAUUAAGCAACUUGCAAAGGAAUUGAAGAAUCUUGAUGAAUCUCCCCCUGAGGGUAUCAAAGUAGGCGUUAACGAUGAUGAUUUUUCGACCAUAUAUGCUGAUGUUGAAGGCCCAGCUGGGACUCCUUAUGAAAAUGGUGUUUUCCGCAUGAAGUUGUUAUUAUCUCAUGACUUUCCACACUCUCCUCCCAAAGGAUUCUUCCUGACUAAGAUUUUCCAUCCAAACAUUGCAACCAAUGGUGAGAUUUGUGUCAACACACUGAAAAAGGAUUGGAAUCCUAGUCUUGGGUUACGACAUGUUCUCAUUGUAGUUAGGUGUUUAUUGAUCGAACCAUUUCCAGAGUCAGCUUUGAAUGAGCAGGCUGGCAAGAUGCUGCUUGAAAAUUACGAGGAGUAUGCUAGACAUGCCAGGCUUUACACAGGGAUCCAUGCUAAGCCCAAACCCAAGUUCAAAUCAGGAGCUAUUUCUGAGUCGACAACCGCACUGAAUGUUGACCAGACCAAUACCGAGCAGAAGAGCACUGCAGCAGGUGCUGCGUUGACAUUGCCAUCCCCACUUGCCCCUUCUACAACAUCCACCAGGGGUAAUGGGCAGGAGCAGCCAGUUGCUGUAGCACCAACAACAGAUACAGGAGUUAGUGGGUCUCAAAAGAAGGAAGGUGGGUUGGCAAAAGUUCAUGCAGACAAGAAGAAAAUAGAUGCCAGAAAGAAAAGUUUGAAGAGAUUAUAAAGAGUUGCAUGGAGACAUGAUUCAAGUGCUACUAUGGGAUUCGUGGCUAACUACGGUCGUCCAUUGAUGGGGAUGGUGGGGGGAAGUUUGGGGUUGGGAGGGGGAAUGUGUGAGUGAACUUCCAUUGGACAAUGUGAUUGGCGUUGUAACAUUUUCAGUUUUGGUAUGAUUUCUCUCGGAAAAACGCUCGUUGCAUGUUCUGAAAAUUGCAUAGCUUUCAUUUUGGGUAUGGUGAAUACAUGCACUUGGGAAAGCCUCGGACCUUUUGAAAAGUGGCAUAAAUCUCGUACCUUUCAUCAA